GAGGUGGGGGUAUAGGGCAGGUAGGAUAUGAAGGUGUGGUUGAAGGAAGGCUGUCCAGAGGACCAGGUGGGUGGGUUGCCACGUACAUAAGCGAGGGCGGGUGGAAGCUGAAGUGAGCUGCUCUCUACCUGGAGUCGCCUUCACGUCCACUGAAAUCGACUUCGUCCCGAACCUUUAACGGGAAGACUGUUGCCGAGGCUCGAAGGGAAUUUUCACCAGGUACGCAGCACACGCAGAGCACGCCCGUGUGUGUGUGUUGGUGGGUUCGUGUUGCAUGUUGUUGUUGUUGUCGCUGAGAGGUUGUUGUUGUUGUCGUUUUGUGUCCCGGCGUUUGUGUGCGCGCUUGUGGCGCGGUAUUUCGUGCGGUGCGCUGCCGCGGUCCCGGCAAUAAUCGCGAGUUCUGUUCCAGACCGAGUGGUAUCUGAACCGGUCCUGCGCGGCCACCUUAGGUCAACUCGACCUUAAACGAGUACCGUCAGUGAUGCACUAUGAGAACGUCAGCGCUGGUCAGAAUAUUUUUUUUUGUAUUUUAUUUUACCAGGUAAGGUGCACUGAGCUAUAGAGCUAUUUUUUUUGUAAAGCGAUCUGGCCACAAAAGAUGACUCAACGAAGUGGCUUGUAAUGUGUGAGAUUUAUAGCAGUCGCCAAAUACUCUGAACGCGUGAUGUUGAUUCUAAAUGAUGUGGAGGGAAAACCCGGAGGACUUCGGGGGUGGGGGGGGAAUCAACGCGUCCACGUGGAGAGAAAGAACACGAAAAUUCCAAAUAUACAUGCAUCAAGGUCGGAAUCGAGCCCACGACCUCUUGUAAACUUGGCGAGGUAGUUAACAUCUUGGCACCGAGGCGCGCCCAACAAAGACUUGCCACAGGCGCAGUGGCGUCUACAAACCAACUUGCCCCUACCGUGUGGCGUGCGGGGCUUUACAACACUUCCAUCAACAACAUGUGUAGCCUCUACGGGAGAUCCUUGUCUUAAAGGCGUUCAACGCUUUUAACGCGUGGGGAUUCAAGCGAACGUAUGGGGGGUGUUUUUUUUGUAAUGUGGUGGGCACAUUUUCAUCGAGAGGAGGACGAGCAUGACACUGUGUGUGAAUCUUGGCAACCCAGUUUUUUUAGCGAGUGUAAAAAAAAUAGACUGGCUCGUUUAGCCGCCAGACAACUAGCCUAGCCUGUUUGUCAGCGUCAUUUAAUGUUGUCGACGAUUAUUCCGUCUGCCCCUUACGAACUUUUUCCGCCAUAUCGUGCAACCGUGCCUCCCCACCUGGGCCUUCACAUCUAUUCCGAGGAACGACAGCCGACGACGAUGACGAAGCACGCGGGAGCCGUCCGCUUUCCUCCGCUGUCCCUCCUGCUGCCCGCGCUGCUGCUGCUGCUGCUGCCGUUGUCACCGGGACGGGGGGGCGCUGCGACGGCGGCGAAGGUUGCCGUCAUCCCACCCAUCAUGUUCGAGAGCCACCUGUACAUCUUCCAGCGGCUGGCAGGCGAGCUGCACGCGCGCGGCCACGACGUCGUCUUUGUGGUCUCGGAGGGCCGCGAGCUGCCGCCCUCCCCGCACGUGCGGCUCCACCGCUACCGGGGCCUCUUCUCGUCGCGCCAAGCCGACGAAUUCCUCCAGGAGAAGGUGCAGAACAUCUUCUCCGGCCGGCUGACGUCGCUGCAGCUGCUCUCCAUCCUGGAGCAGUACGAGCGCAACUGUGACGUCAUGGUGGGCGACCGUGACCUGCGGCGGCGCCUCGAGGCCGAGCGCUUCGACCUGCUGCUCAUUGACCCCAACGAGAUGUGCGGCUUCGUGUGGGCCCACCUGCUGGGCGUGCGCUACGCCGUCCUCUCCACGGGACUCUGGUUCCCGGCCGAGAUCGGCGCGCCGGCCCCGCUCGCGUACGUCCCCGAGUUCAACUCGGAGCUCACCGACGACAUGGGCCCGCUGGAGCGCGCUCGCAACGCCGUCGUCUACGCCAUGAGCCGCUUGGGCACGCACUGGCUCAUCCUGCCGCGCUUCGACGCCGUCAUCCGCAGGCACUGGCGAAGCGGCGGCGAGCGGAGGCCGGAGAAGGGGGAGGCGGCGGCGGCGGUGGCGCCGAUGCCGAUGGCGCAGAUUAUCGCCGGGACGGACUUCUGGAUGCUGUGCACGGACGCGGCGCUGGAGUUCCCGAGGCCGACGCUCCCGCACGUGGCCUAUGUCGGGGGAGUGCUCACGAAACCUGCGGGGCCGCUGCCCACGGACCUGGCGAGCUGGGCAGACGCCGCAGGUGACGUGGGAUUCGUGAUCGUCUCGUUCGGAGCGGGAGUCAAGUACCUGUCGGAGGAGCUGUCGCUCAAGCUGGCCGGAGCUUUCGCUCGCCUGCCCCACAAGGUGCUCUGGAGAUAUUUUGGGGAGAAGCCGCACAACCUGGGCAACAACACGCGCCUUGUGGAGUGGCUGCCGCAGAACGACUUGCUCGGCCACGUGGGCGUACGAGCCUUCGUGACCCAUGGCGGCCUGAACGGCGUGUACGAGGCGGUGUACCACGGCGUGCCCGUCGUCGGCAUGCCGCUGUUCGGCGACCACUACGACACCAUGACACGUGUGCACGCCAAGGGAAUGGGGCUCAAGAUGCACUGGGACCGCAUGACGCAGGACGACCUCUACAACGCGAUCGUUGACGUCACCUCGGUGCCCAGUUACCGUGAGCGUGCACAGGUGCUCUCCCACAUCCACCGCGACUACCCGGAGCACCCGGUGAACCGCACAGUCUACUGGGUGGAGUAUGUGAUCCGGCACGGCGGGGCGCCGCACCUGCGCGCGCGCCUCUACGCGUUCUCGACGCCCACCUACUGGCUGCUGGACGUCGCGCUGCUGUUUGCCGUCGCCGUCUACGCCUGCUACCGUCUCGGCUCGUGGGCCCUCUCCGUUUGCUGUCGGCGGCGGUGGCGGCAGCAGGCACAGCGGUCGCACGCGGCGCCUGGACAACGUGCGGCCAACGGGGCGCGUCACACUAACGGCGUCGCCUACACCAACGGAGUCCCGGCCAACGGGGUCUGUGGGCCCGCCGCCUCCUCCUCGUCGCGGUGCAAGAAGGCGGACUAAGGCAGCGGAGGGCCCGCCGGGCGGGGCUCUGCGUGCCGGCAAAGGGCUUAAUUUCUUCCAACUGUUAUUGUCGAGCAGGCGGCGCGUGGCUAUACGCAGUGUAGCCACGGCCAUGGCGAGAGAUGUUACUGGAUGUUGUCGUUGCCGGCCGCGGAAAUAUUUUCCAGGUCACCGAUGGACUUUGACGGACCCGGCUGAAAUGAAGCCCUGGGGCUGUGCGAGCCCUCUGUGUCACCAGAGACGGAACGAUGUGGUAAAUGAAAUUGAAGGGGGAGGUGUCGGAACGAACGUCGUUCGCUCUGGACUGACCGCGGGUUGUGGAGACCGAGCAGCGAAUUAAAGUUGGGUUACCGGAGUGUGAUGGGCAUUAAGUUUUUAUUUACUCGGCAGACUUCAAUUCAGAAUGAGCACGCCUUGAAAUGUUGGUGGCAAUUUCCUUCUUCCACCGCAGGCCCCCUUCCACCCAGCAGUAGACGUAAGCACACAUAGAUACCACUUUUUGUGGGGUAAAUUGUAGGUUACUUAUCACCUACAAACUCCUCUUGCCAGCGAGUGCGAAAGCUUUUCUUCAGUAAUAAUAAUGUCGUAUUAUUCGUAUUGUAAGAUUCACACCCAACUCUUGUUUUUUUAGUAUUCAGGUGAAAUGCAUGCAUCUUAUAAUCUAGAGCAGAGGUGGGGAACCUUUAUUCUGCCAAGGGCCAUUUGGACAUUUAUAACAUCAUUCGUGGGUCAUACGAAAUUAUCAGCUUAAAAAUGAGUGUUAUAUUUGGUCAAACAUUUAAUUAACUCACCCCUAAUGCGAUUGCUGGAACUGCUUCUCUUUGGUGAGGCCUGUGAUGUUAGCUGGUAUUGAAGAUGUUGCUACUCGCAACUGCUUUUCCAGGUUUGUUCCUAGAUUUUUUUGAAUUUCGAGUCACGCCUCUGCGGUUGCCUUGGCAGGGCCAGAGAUCAAAUAAUUUCGCGGGCCUCAUACGGCCCGCGGGCCGGAUGUUCCCCACCCCUGAUCUAGAGGAUACGGUUUGAAUGCCCUUUAAUGAACGAGGAAAGCCUUGCUAAGUCUCUUUUUCGGCGGGGUCCAACUUUAGGAUGUUUGGCCAAUUUCAUCAUUCAGCGUUUAGCAUUCAUUUGAUUUUUUUUUGCGUGGAAUCACUGAUGAAGGCACUCGUGGCAGGGACAGAUGGAUAAUCUGUAUUAUAAAUUUACAUACUUAUUUGAAUUGGGUUUUUUUUUAACGCCACAUUCGGGUGCAUGUACUGCUCGAAUGCAACAUUUAAAAGAGACGUGGUGUGGAAAACUAACUUCUAUUUCAGAUUCUUUCCAAAAUACCUUUACAAAAAUAUCACCUAUGCAAACCAUUUAAAGUUCGUCAUCAAAGACUGAUCAACUGGCAGUAUUAACAUCAAAACCAUUUGACAUUUAAACGUGAUGCCUUACAGUGUUGAUAUCCCUGCUCCUGAGUUGUCUGAUGGGUCGCGUGUGGUUCAAUCACCUUUCACACCUCGUUUACUGCAUGGUGAUGGUAUACACCUGUGAUCCAGUGACUUGGGGGGGUUGGUGGAUCAAGCAUAGAUCAUUAAGUGUGUGGUGCCUGUAAGAGGAAGGACAUCAAGUAUGUUUUGACAGGAUGAUGUAUGUAGAGAGGAGGGUUUUUUUUUUAAUUUUGUCUCACUCAUUAUACACGGCAUUUCUUAGGGUAUUGCAGGUUCUUCCCAUCACCUGAUGAAGCAUGUGAAUAAUACUGAAAAACAUUUAACAUUUUAAACUUGGGUGUGAUAUUGAUUUUUAAACAAUUACUGUA
Messenger RNA from Petromyzon marinus (sea lamprey), 4864 nucleotides. It is a transcript of the gene UGT8, whose product is annotated as UDP glycosyltransferase 8. Gene Ontology annotation, biological process: galactosylceramide biosynthetic process. The record is from RefSeq and is a predicted model, not a curated record. Gene Ontology annotation, cellular component: endoplasmic reticulum. NCBI's taxonomy places the organism in Eukaryota, Metazoa, Chordata, Hyperoartia, Petromyzontiformes, Petromyzontidae. Gene Ontology annotation, molecular function: N-acylsphingosine galactosyltransferase activity.